Messenger RNA from Rotaria socialis, 402 nucleotides. The record is from the annotation of a GenBank genome assembly. NCBI's taxonomy places the organism in Eukaryota, Metazoa, Rotifera, Eurotatoria, Philodinida, Philodinidae.
AUGUCUGUAUCCGAUGAAGAAUUUCAACGUUUUCAAAAUCAAUUGGUUGAACUUAAAACAAUAAAAUAUCAAUUGGAAGACCAUAAUAAAAGAUUAACAACAGAAAAUGUUCAAUUAAAAACCCAACUUGAAAGUUUUGAAAAAGAUAGUAUUAAUUUACGAUUGCCAGCAAAAUUAUCGUGGAAAAUUCGUCGUACUGCUGGACGAGAUAUCGAUGAAGUUCUACGUGAAAAUGAUGCACUCACACAUAAAUUACAUGCACAAGAAGAAGAAUUUAAACUACAAAAUGAAACAAUGAUGCGCGAAUUGAAUGAAGUAAAUAAACACGAAUUUUUGUUUUCCGAAAUUUAUAGUAAUAAUGAAGCUCUUUUAAUUGAUGAUGAUUUCGAUCGAAGUCGAUAA